This is a messenger RNA of Aspergillus affinis, 1029 nucleotides long. RefSeq names its product NAD-dependent epimerase/dehydratase family protein. NCBI's taxonomy places the organism in Eukaryota, Fungi, Ascomycota, Eurotiomycetes, Eurotiales, Aspergillaceae. The transcript has 3 exons. The record is from RefSeq and is a predicted model, not a curated record. Bases 1 to 1029 code for a protein of 342 amino acids.
AUGGCUUCUCCUAAGGUCUUCCUGACUGGUGCGUCAGGAUAUAUUGGGGGUGAUGCCCUUUACACUAUCACCAAUGCCCAUCCUGACUGGCAGCUGUCGGCUUUGGUCCGCAACAAGGACAAGGCAGAGCAGGUCAAGACCCAGUACCCGAACAUCCGGAUUAUUUACGGUGAUCUGGAUUCCUCAGAUAUCAUCGAGGAAGAAGUCAAAAAUGCCGACAUAGUAUUUCACUUCGCCGACUGUGACCAUGUUGCAGCGGCCCAAGCCAUUUCAAAAGGCUCUGAGAACCACACAGCUGAGCGCCCUCUUUGGUUGAUCCAUACCUCUGGCACUGCGAUCCUGACAGUCGAGGACCGACGUGCUUACACUUACGGCAUUGAGCGCCCCAAGGAGUACAACGACUGGGAGGGCGUCAAUGAGCUUAUCAACCUGCCUGAAGAUGCUUAUCACCGCAAUGUCGACAAGAUUAUCAUUGAUACUGGUAAGCGUAAUCCAUCCAGUGUCCAUACCGCGAUUGUCUGCCCGCCUACUAUCUAUGGCCCCGGCCGUGGACCCUGCAACACCAAGAGUGUACAGGCCUACUGGCUGAGUGCUGCGGUUCUUAAGCGCGGCAAGGGCUUCCUCGUCGGCAAGGGCGAGAAUAUUUGGCAUCAGGUGCAUGUCCAGGAUUUGAGUGACGUAUACGAGGCCCUGGGUGCCGCAGCCGCGGCUGGGGGCGGCAAGGCCACUUGGAACGACGAGGGUUAUUACUUCGUUGAGAAUGGUUCUUUCAUCUGGGGUGAUAUCCAGCGAAAGGUUGCUGAAGAGGCUUAUGCUCAAAAAUUCAUUCAAUCUCCCGAGGUUGAUUCCUUGGAUGAUGUCCAGACUACCAAAAUCCAUUCGGCUGGGUGGUACGCCUGGGGUUCCAACUCCCGUGGCCACGCCAUCCGUGCCCGUAAGCUGUUCGGCUGGGAUCCGAAGCGGCCUACCCUGAUUGAAUUGAUCCCGGAUAUUGUUACAUUGGAGGCUAAGGAUCUUGGCUUAAGAUAG